AUGGAGGACAUAAGCAAGGAUUUCAUUGACUAUUAUGUUGAGUUACUGGGAACUAAAAAUGUGUUAAGGAAGCAUGCUAGUAGCAGCCUGAUCAGAACUGAUCCUAUCUUAACUGAAGAACAAAGAAGAAUGAUGGAUAGGCCAUAUACUGAUAAAGAUGUGAAAAUGGCACUAUGGGCAUUAGAUGGAAAUAAGGCCCUAGGACCUGAUGGAUAUGGUAGGAAAUUUUUCAAAGAUUGCUGGGAUAUAGUGGGGGAUUUCAGACCUAUAUCAUGUUGCAAUACUACUUGUAAGGUGAUAUCAAAUAUGCUAUGCUUCAGAUUAAAAGAGGUGUUGCCAGACAUAAUUGCAGACAACCAAAGUGCAUUUGUAACUGGGAGAACAAUUGUUCAAAAUGUUCUAAUAUGUCGGGACCUCGUAAGGCUGUACAGUAGGAAAAAUACCACUAGCAGUUGUUUGAUCAAAAUUGACCUUAGAAAGGCAUAUGACUCUGUUGAAUGGGGAUUUGUGGAGGAAAUGCUAUAUGGAUUGAAUUUCCCCUGCAAGUAUAUAAAAUGGAUCAUGAAGUGCAUAUCCACACCACAAUACAGAAUAUCCUUGAAUGGGGGAUUGCAUGAUGACAUGCUCAUUUUCAGUAAAGGUGAAUUCACAUCUGUAAUGCUAAUGUUGCGAUGA
This is a messenger RNA of Lycium ferocissimum, 675 nucleotides long. RefSeq lists its product as uncharacterized. The transcript is spliced from 3 exons. NCBI's taxonomy places the organism in Eukaryota, Viridiplantae, Streptophyta, Magnoliopsida, Solanales, Solanaceae. The coding region runs from base 1 to 675 and encodes 224 amino acids. The record is from RefSeq and is a predicted model, not a curated record.